Molecule: messenger RNA, 375 nt
Organism: Ichthyophthirius multifiliis
Lineage: Eukaryota; Ciliophora; Oligohymenophorea; Hymenostomatida
Exons: 1
Source: RefSeq, a predicted model, not a curated record
AUGACACUGAAGAUUUCUUCGAAAGUACUCUUCCCGCAGACUUCCAAGAAGGUGAAAAACGUGAAGUUCAAUUAGGUCCAAAAGAAGAUGACUGUGUUUUAGUUUGCAAAGUAUAGGGUAAAUAUUACUGUGUAUCCAAUAAAUGUCCUCAUUUUGGCGCUCCAUUAGGAAAAGGUCCUCUUUUUGAUGACAAAAUAUUUUGUCCUUGGCACAAUGCUGCUUUUCCGUAAAGGAUGGAGCACCAGAAAGUGGUCCUAUCCUAAAUGGGCUCGAAACAUUCCAUAUAGAGGAGAAAAAUGGCCAAUUAAGCAUCAAAGUACCCAAAAGCAAGCUCAAUGUACCCAAAGUACUCCCUAUGGUAACCCGAGAUCCUGA